Molecule: messenger RNA, 15321 nt
Organism: Lasiodiplodia theobromae
Lineage: Eukaryota; Fungi; Ascomycota; Dothideomycetes; Botryosphaeriales; Botryosphaeriaceae
Product: AMP-dependent synthetase/ligase
Exons: 7
Coding region: 1-15321 (5106 amino acids)
Biological process (GO): secondary metabolite biosynthetic process; amino acid activation for nonribosomal peptide biosynthetic process
Cellular component (GO): cytoplasm
Molecular function (GO): phosphopantetheine binding; catalytic activity
Source: RefSeq, a predicted model, not a curated record
AUGAAGGCCCCAUACGGACGUGAAGCUGCGGCUCACGACCGCACGAUCCCUGAACUGAUCGAAGAACACUUCCAUGCAAGACCCCAUGCAGAGGCCGUCUGCUCAUCGGAUGGCGAGUCUAUGUCCUACCGCGCCCUUGACGCUGCCUCGCAAGUGCUGGCAGACCACUUGACUCAUGAGCUUGACAUCGGCCCUGAAGUCAUCGUACCCUUGUGUUUCGAGAAGUCAAUAUGGACAGUCGUCGCCAUUGUCGCUGUCCUCAGAGCGGGAGCAGCCUUCGUACUGCUCGACCCUGCCCACCCUACGGAACGUCUCGACACCAUCAUCCGCAAAUGCAAAGCCCGCGUCGCCAUCACCUCUCCGGCUUCGCAGAAACGCUUAGCCCAGCUCCUCCCGCGGGCGCUCUGUCUCGACAAGCGUGCUCUCCGGCAACUGGAAGAUGCUGCCGCCAAUUCACCCUCGUCAUCUUCCCCAUCCUCCCCCUGCUCCUCCACCUCCACCAAUUCUUCUUCAUCCCGACACCAUGCACCACCACCCCCACAACCCCACAACGCCGCCUACAUCGUCUACACCUCGGGCUCCACCGGCACGCCCAAGGGCGCGCUAAUCGAGCACGGCUCCUUCGUCGCCGGCGCGCUCGGCCACGCCACCGCCAUGCACAUGACUUCAUCCACGCGCGCCGUGCAGUUCGCGUCGUACAACUUCGACGCGUCCAUCACGGAGAUGCUGACGACGCUGGUCGUCGGCGGAACCGUGUGCGUCGUGUCCGAAGAUGCGCGGCUGGAUCCAAUCGCCUUCGCGGAUGCGGUCAAGACCAUGCGGGCGGAUUGGGCGAUCCUGACGUCCUCGUUUAUCGGGGCGUUGGAGCUCGUGGAGGGUGGGGGGCUGGAGGGGCUGAAGACGCUGGUGCAGGGGGGAGAGGCCAUGUCGGCCGGUGUGCUGGAGAGGUGGGUCGAGAAGGGGGUGGUGUUGAUGAAUGCGUACGGUCAGGUGGAAGCAUCCGUCGUCGCAACAUGCACGCCCCCCAUCUCGCCGCAGUCCAACGGCAAGAGCAUCGGCCUCGCCGUCGCCGGCCGCUGCUGGGUCGUCGACCCGGAGAACCCCAACGUGCGGACCGCGCCCGGCGAGGUCGGCGAGCUACUCGUCGAGGGCCCGCACGUCGGCCGCGGCUACCUCGACGAGCCGGAGAAGACGGCUGCCGUCUUCAUCGGCCGCCCUACAUGGCACACUCGCCUCUUCCCCACCGAGACGGACCUGCGCGCGCUGCGGUUCUACCGCACGGGUGACCUCGUCGAGCAGCAGUCAGACGGCAGCUUCACGUACGUCAGCCGCAAGGACGACAUGGUCAAGCUGAACGGCCAGCGCGUCGAGUGCGGCGAGAUCGAGGUCCAGUUCCGCCGCGCCAUGCAGCCGCCUCGCGAUAUCAUCGUUGAGUUGGUCAAGAGAAAGGGUGUCGACGACCAGGUCAACCAGCAGCGGCUGGAUGCGGAGAUGCAGGUUGCGGAAAAGCAGGUCCGCGACGUGCUGCCCAAGUUCAUGAUGCCAUCAGCGUUCAUCGCGGUGCCGCGUAUCCCCAUUUCUAUGAAUGGGAAGGUGGACCGGAAGGGCCUGCGUGCCCUGGGUGAGGCGAAGCUGUCGCGGAAGCAGAGUCCUGCUGCUGUGCCGGCCGAGUCGAAGCUCAGCCGUGCGGAGAACGAGCUGCGCCGGGUGUGGAGUCGCGUGUUGAAUGUGCCUGAAGAGGAGAUCAAUCGCACUAGCGCCUUCCAGAGCCUCGGCGGCGAUUCGAUUUCGGCCAUGCAGGUCGUGUCGCAGGCGGCGGCUGUCGGCCUGCCCAUCACUGUGCAGCGCAUUCUUCAGAAGAAGACUAUUGCGGAAAUCACCUCUGGAAUGGUCGAUGAGCUCAUUCCGAAGACCGAAUCGUUGCCUUCCACCGACGACGAGGGGGAUGAGGGGGAACCUUUCAAGCUCUCUCCGAUCCAGCAGUUGUUCUUCCACCUCUCGCCCAAGGGGGACAACCAGGACAACAUCAGCUUCCUGCUCCGCCUGAACAGAAAUGUCACGCGGAAUGCCAUCGAUAAUGCGCUCGAGGCAGUCGUUUCGCACAACCCGAUGUUGAGAGCUCGGUUCUUCGAGAUGAAGCGUGGAUGCUGGUUCCAGUACAUCUCUGACGAGGUGCUGGAGUCUUAUCAACUCUGCUCUCAUAUCGUCAACAGCACCUCUGAAUCAGAGCUGAUGCCCAUCAUCAAGGACGCGCAACGAGAUCUCGAUAUUAAGUACGGUCCCCUUAUCCGCGCCGACCUCAUGACCACCAGAGGUGGAAAGGAGCAGCUUUUGUUUCUGGAGGAGCACAUCACAAGAGGUGGAAUCAUUGCUCCUACUAAUGGAUGCUCGUUCCAGAAAUGGUGCAAGCUCCAAGAAAGAUACAUUCGGAGUCUUCCGCCACAGCAGCUACCUUUCGAGCUUCCUGAACCUGACUACGGCUUCUGGGGCAUGAACAAGCUGCCAAACUCCUACGGAGACGCAGUCACUGAGGUGCUGGUGUUGGAUGAGAAGCUAUCAUCCAUGAUCCUUGGUGCUGCAAGCCAGUCUUCUCUCGAGGUUGAGGCAGUGGACGUAUUGCUUGCUUCUACAAUGUCUGCCUUCCACGCCGUUUUCCCCGAAAGACCAGUCCCAGCCUUCUUCGUCGAAGGCCACGGCAGAGAACCAUCCUGGGAUGAGACCAUAGACCUCUCCUCCACGGUGGGCUGGUUCACCACGAUCCUGCCCAUGGCCCUCCGCGCCCAGUUCCCCGACAAAGGUCUCGCGCACUUCGCCUCGCACUACUACAAAAGCCGCCAGCAAAAGCAGCACUACGGCGCCGCCAGCCUACAUUAUCCGCCCAUGGAAAUCACGUUCAACUACGCAGGCAAAUACCAGCAGCUGGAGCGCGCCGAGAGCCUCUUCACCGAGGUCCCCAACCAGACGCUCAUGCACCUCGACGGCUUCGGCACCGCGCUGCCGCGCUUCGGCCUCGUCGAGAUCCUCGGCAACGUCGUCGACGGCGGCCGCCGGCUCAAGCUGUCCUUCACCAUGAACGCGCGUAUGCGGCACCGCGAACGCAUCGGGCAGUGGAUGCGCGAGUGCGAGAGCGUUCUCGCCGCCGUGGCGCCACAGUUGGGUGCCCUGCCGACGCAACAGCAGCAGGAGGAUCGCUUUCCGCUGCUGAGGGCACAGCCGGCGGAAACGGCGCGGCUGACGCGGGAGGUGUUGCCGGGCAUGGGUGUGGAGGCGGAGGAGGUGGAAGACGCGUAUCCCUGCUCGCCGAUGCAGAACGGCAUGUUGUUGAGCCGGGCUGGCGACAGGGGCAGCUACACUUCGCAGCUCUUCCUCGAGGUCCAAUCGGCCAACGGCAAUAUCGACGUUCCUCGUCUCGAGCGCGCGUGGCAGGCUGUCAUCGACCGGCACGCGGCGCUGCGGACCGUGUUCGUCGAGAGCGUGCGCGGCGACGGCAGCUUCGACCAAGUCGUGCUCCGCCAAGCGAAAGCGGCAAUCGCUCACGUCUACGACGUCGAAGCGCAUCCCGUCGAGCCGUGGGCUGCCAGCCAGCCAGAGCACCGCCUCCUCGUAGCCAGGCCCGGAAAAAAUCCUUCCACCACGCUCCAGUUGCGCCUCGACAUCAGCCACGUCUGCAUCGACGGCAGCAGCACGAGCAUCCUGACGCGCGACCUGCAACACGCCUACACCCCCACUGGCUCCCUCCUCCCCUCGCGCCUCUCCUACCGCAGCUACAUCGAGCACAUCACCUCCCCACCCCCCUCCUCGCACACACAGUCCCUGCAGUACUGGACCCAGCACCUCGCCGGCGCCCAACCCUGCCACCUGCCCCCCUGGAGCGACAACAACUCCGCCAACCCUACCCUCUCCUUCGCCCCCGUCACGCCCCCCAUCAACGCCGCCACCACAACAUCCUUCUGCCGCCUGCAUGGGCUCACGCUUUCCGACCUCCUCAAAACCGCCUGGGCCCUCGUCCUGCGCGCCUACACCAACACCUCCUCUGACCCCGUCUUCGGGUACCUCAGCAGCGGCCGCGGCGCCGUCGAUGCCGCCGAGGAUGCGCUCGGCGUGUUUACGAACAUCCAGGCCUGCCGCGCGCGGCUGCCGCCGACGGCGACGGUGCUGGAGUGUUUGAGGAAGGUGCAGGAUGAUGGCAUCGAGCAGAUGCCGUAUCGGGAGUGUCCGUUGGCGGAUGUGGUGCAUGCGAUGGGUGGUGCGGGUGAGGGGGGCGAGGUGUUGUUCGGGACGGCGAUGUCGUUGCAGAGGGUGGUGGGGGGAGAGAAGAGGGGAGAGGGGGUCGAGGUGAGGGUUGUGAGGGAGAUGGAUCCGACGGAGUACGCCGCCACGUUCCUCGGCUAUGUUUCUGACACUGGAAUCGACCUCGUCAUUGAGUACUGGACUUCGAAAAUCUCGAAGCUUCAGGCAGAGAACCUUGCUGCCACCGUGUCAAAGGUGGUAGAGAGCAUCGUCAAGAACCCGUACUCUGCAGUCGGUGAUCUCGAGGUGAUUAGCGAUAGAGACCUGACCAGCAUGAAAGAGUGGAACGCAAAGCUGGCAUCCAGUGCUCCCGUCAACAGUUGCAUUCACCACCUUAUUCAGCAGUUCAGCAAGCAGCAGCCAGAUCGCCCUGCUGUGUAUGGAUGGGACGGCAAGCUAUCCUACAGUGAACUUGACCAGCUCAGUUCACAGCUGGCAGGCCAUUUGCACAAUCUGGGAGUUGGUCCCGAGUGCAUUGUUCCAGUGUGCAUGGAGAAGUCCACCUGGACUGUCGUCGCCAUGCUCUCGAUCCUGAAGGCUGGCGGUGCUUUCGUCCCCUUCGAUCCAGAGGCGCCACUUGACCGACUCCUCGGGCUACUAAAAGAUACCUCAGCAAACAUCGUCGUGGCAUCACCAAAGACGGCAGCCCGACUCCAGGAGCACGUACAGCAAGUCAUAGUCUCGCCCUCUUUCAUCAAGAACCUCCCAGUCCGCAAAUUCCACGAGACCGUCACGCCCAACAACCUCGCCUACGUGCUCUUCACCUCCGGGACAACCGGCGUCCCCAAAGGCAUCAUGAUGCAGCACUCGCAAUUCCUCGCCAGCUCGACGCGCUACAGCCCGCUCAUCAACCUGACCCCAUCAUCCCGCGUGCUCCAAUUCUCAGCCUACACCUUCGACGCCAGUAUCUUCGAGCUGUGGAGCACGCUGACGACGGGCGGCUGCGUGUGCCAGAUAUCCGACGCCCAGCGCAUGAACGACGUCGCGCGCGCCAUCAACGCCCUCCGUCCGGACACCAUGUUCAUGACGCCGACCAUGCUCGACAUCCUCGCGCCGGCGUCGUCCAUCCCGACCAUCCGAACCGUCAUUACCGGCGGCGAGGUCAUCAAGCAGGGAAUCUUCCGCGCCUGGGCCCCGCCCCAAGGCGUUGAGCAUCUCGUCGAGGCGUACGGUCCGACCGAGACGGCUGUCUACGCUACCUUCCAGACGGCUGUGCAGCCGUCGUCGGAUCGCUUUUCGAUCGGGAGGAGCUUCUGCUGCCGCGCGUGGGUCGUUGAUCCUGAGACGGCGUCCUCGUCGCGCCCGCGCCUCGUGCCGGUCGGCGCGGCGGGAGAGCUCUGGCUUGAGGGACCGAGUCUCGCACGAGGCUACCUGAACGCUGAUGCCAAAACGGCCGCUGCGUUCGUCGAGAAACCGGACUUCCUUGCUGCCACGCCGUCCGCAGAGCUGCGCCGCUUCUACCGCACCGGUGACCUGGUCCGGUUCAAAGCGGACGGCGAGCUGCAGUUCGUCGGGCGCAACGACUCGCAGGUCAAGGUGCGCGGGCAGCGCGUCGAGUUGUCCGAGAUCGAGCAACAAGCUGCACUCGUGCUGCCGACCACCGUACCCCUGGCGGUCGAGGUGGUCGAUUCGAAGCUCGUCCUGAUGGUCGAAAUUGUCGGUGCUACAGAUAAUCACGUUGCGGAGACGGUGGCAAUGCUCGAGACGAAGCUGCCGAGCCGCCUGCCGCGCUACAUGGUGCCGUCGACGAUCGUGGCCGUCACCGACGAGCCGUUCCCACGCAUGUCGUCGGGGAAGCUGGAUCGGAAGAAGCUGCGCGCCAUGGCGGCUGAACUGGGGAGUAAGCAGCGUGCCGCGAGGAUGGCGGUGGGGGAGGGGCGCGCCCCUGAGUCGCUUGUCGAGAUGAAGUUGAAAGCCAUGCUUGCGGCCGUGCUGCCUAGCUUCGCUGCUGAAGAGGUGCGGAUGGAUGAUAACUUUUUCCAUCUCGGAGGCGACUCCUUCCUCGCAAUGAAGUUGGUGGCGGCGGCCAGGGCUGAGGGCAUGCGCUUGUCUGUUGCCUCGGUCCUGCGGAAUCCUAUUCUGAGGGACUUGGCCAAGACGAUGCAGGCUGAGACUCCUCUGGAGCUUGAUGAGGCCCCAACGUCCAAGCCGUUUGAUCUGAUCGGCGGUCUGGCGGCAUCGAUUCGAGCUGAGGCUGUUGCGGCCUGCGAGCUGAAGAGCGAGGAUGAGAUCGAAGACAUCUAUCCUGCCACACCGCUGCAAGAGGCGUUUGUGGUUGAGUCGGCGAAGAACCCCACCGCUUACAUGGCAUAUCAUGCCGUUAAGCUCCCAAGCGACUUCGACUUCGACAAGUUCCGCGCCGCGUGGGAAGUGUGUGUUCAGGAAAACACGAUCCUCCGCACCGUCAUCUUUCAAACGGUGCAAACUAAACCGCCUCGACCAAUGCAGGUGGUGCUCCGCAAGAAGGCCGUGGAAUGGGAGCAGAGCCAUGACUUGAAGGCGUUCCUCGCCCAGAGCAGACAUACCUCCACCAUUUCCGCGAGCAGGGUGGCUAUCAUCAGCGACAGAGCCUCUCGCACCCGCUCCUUCGUCUGGCUCGCCCACCACACGCUGUACGACGGCUUCUCCGUCUCUCUCCUCCUCCAGCGCCUCCGCACCCUCUACCACAGCAGCGGCACGACCACGCCAACCCCAUCCCCCACCCCCGUCCCCUUCCGCAACUACAUCGACUACCUCACCACCGUCCAAUCCUCCCCCGCCACCACCGCCUUCUGGUCAACCUACCUCUCCAACGCCACCGCCACGCCCUUCCCACCUACAACUACCGCCUCCCCCGACACAGAAAGCCGUUUCACCAUCCGCCUCCCCCCUUCUUCCUCCUCCUCCCACACCACCCCCGUCACCCUCGCCACCACCCUCCGCACCGCCUGGGCCCUCCUCCUCGCCUCUUACACUUCCACCCACGACAUCCUCUUCGCCGCCAUCGUCUCGGGCCGCCAAGCGCCGCUGCCCGGCAUCGCCGACGCCCUCGCGGGUCCGACCAUCGCGGCUGUCCCUGUUCGCAUCGCAUUCGGUGCCGCGGCAGACGAGAAGCUGUCCGCCGUCCUCCUGCGCGUGCAGGACGACGCGGCGGCCAUGGCGCCGCAUGAGGCGCUGGGGCUGCGCGGGGUGCAGGGCGUGCUUGCGCGGAGUCGCGAUGUGGCAGCGAGGGCUGCGGUUGCGGGGGUGAGGAGUUUGUUUGUUGUGCAGCCGCCGAAGGCCGAUAAUGGGGCGGAUGAGUGGGUGGUUGAGUCCAAGGCCGUGGAGGUGGGGAGCUCGUACAGCUAUCCGGUGACGGUGGUGUGCGAGCCACAGGCGGAUGGCAGGGGGGUGGAGGUCGAGGUGGUGUAUGCGUCGGGGGCGAUGGGGAGGGCGGAGGUGGAGGGGAUGGUGGGGCGGUUUGAGGAGGUGGUGAGGAGGCUGGUGGUGGAUGAUGGGGAGGGGGUUGUGCGGGAUGUUCUCAAGGCGGUCGGUCGUCGCGGUUCUUCUUCUGGGUCUGCGGCUGCGGCUGCGGCUGGAGAGCUCGGUGCCGUCGACGAAGAUGUCCCGGCGAGAUCGGGAUCGGAAACUCACUCGUCGGAGAUGGAGCGGAGGCUCCAGGAGAUGUGGGCUGAGUCGCUCGGCUUGGACGAUCCGCAAGAAGUCGGCGUGCAGGACGACUUCCUCAGACUGGGAGGUGACUCCCUCACGGCAAUGCAGCUCUCGGGUGUCGCCAGGCGGGAGGGCUUCUCCUUGCGCGUGGUCGACAUCAUGAAGAUGCCUGUCCUCCGCGACAUGGCGCAAUGCAUGACGGCAUUGGGCGGCGCUGACAAGAAGAACGACACAGACGCCGCUCCGUUCUCACUGAUGCCGGAUGCAUCCUCAGAACACAUCCGCUAUGCCGCGGCUGACUGCAAGGUCAUGGUGGGCGAUGUGGAAGACAUGUAUCCCUGCACACCUUUGCAGGAAGGACUAAUGACCGCAUCAGGGAAGCAGGCUGGCUCUUACGUCGCGCAGAUCGUGCUUGAUCUGAAGCGUGGGACAGACAUAGAGCGGUUGAAGGCUGCGUGGGAGUCGGUCGUGACAACUCACCACAUCCUCCGCACUAGAAUCGUCCACCUUGGCGAGGCAGGCAUGUUCCAAGCUGUGCUGAAGGCAUCCAAGCCAGCGAUCAACUGGCGAACAGCAUCCAGCGUCGACGCCUACGUCAAGCGCAACCAAACCAUCCCAAUGUCCUUCGGAGACGAGCUUUCCCGCUACGCCCUCAUCACCAGCAACAACAGCACCACCACCUUCAUCUGGACCGCCCACCACGCCAUCUACGACGGCGCCACCGUAGCCAUGCUCUCCGACGCCGUCAGCGCCGCCUACCACUCCUCCAGCAAAUCACUCAGCGCACCCCCUCCUCCCUUCAGCCGCUUCAUCAAAUACCUCAACACCCUCUCCCCCGCCGCCUCUGACACCUUCUGGCGCACCACCCUCGCCGGCGCCACCACACCCACGCCCUUCCCGCUCCCCCUCCUCCUCGACUACACCCCCCGCGCCUCCCGCACCGUCUCCCGCGCCAUCUCCCUGCCACUGUCGCCGCGCAGCAGCAGCAGCAGCAACAUCACGACCGCCACCCUCCUGCAGACCGCCUGGGCUCUCGUCCUGUCCCGCUACGCAUCGUCCACAGACGUCACCCUCGGCAUCGCGCAGUCCGGCCGCCUCACGCCCGUCGCAGACGUCGCCGGCAUCCCCGGCCCGACGCUGACGACGGCGCCGCUGCGCAUCAACCUCAGUGGUGGCGACGACGAAGGAACCGUCUCAGCGCUGCUGAGCCGCGUCCAAGAUCAGAGCGCGGCGGCGAUACCGCACUGCCACCGCGGGUUGCAGGCCAUCCGGCGCCUCGGCGACGACGCGGCCGCGGCGUGCGAGUUCCGGACGCUGUUGACGCUGAAUCCGGAGAAGAGGAAGAAAAAGGUCGGUGAGAAGGAGGAGGAGUUAGUUUGCGACCUCGUCCACGACGGCCGCGUGCUCGACACGGGCACUUUCCAUACGUACCCGCUGCUGCUGGAGUGCGUGUUCGACAACGCCGACGACAACAAGGCGAAUGUGAAAGCCAGCGCGACGCAUGAUGAUAGGGUGCUGGGGGCACCGCUGGUCGAGCGCAUGGUUGCGCAGUUUGAGCACGUGUUGAGGCAGCUGUUGACAGCUGCGGAUGGCGGGCUUGACCUGGCUGUUGCGGACGUCGAGUUGCUGGCGGCGGAGGACCUGGACAGUCUCCGGCAGCGCGAUGCGUGGGUUGUCGAUGUUCGGAACCGCGAUGCGCUGGUGCCGAUUGGCGUUGUUGGCGAGCUUGUUGUUGAGAAGGCCGCGGCUGGACAUAGUGCCGUGCAGCCUGCGUGGUUGGAGAAGCUUGGCUUUGCUCGCUCGAAGCGGGUGUAUGCGACUGGGAAGCUCGCCCGGCUCGGAGAAGAUGGCGAGGUGGAGGUGAUUGGAGACAUGCAAGAGCUCGUUGAGCUGCAAGAUGGCCGUCGGUUCGUGGCCCGCGACGUGGAGAAGAUGGUGAGCCAGGUCAUGUGGGACCGGCAGGUUGCUGUGCAGGUCACGGAUGAAGGAUCUCUUACGGCGUUCGUGGCGCUCGAGCACGGAUACGUGGACGACGAUGUUGCGCAGAAGCUCCUCGAUGCGCUUGUUACCAGCGCCGGAGACAGGCUCAGCCGCGCUCUGCCAUCGUUCAUGCUUCCCAAGGCUUUCCUCCCAGUGCGCAGCCUGCCCCGGACUACGGCUGGCAACAUUGACCGUCUGCAAUUACGGGAGAUGGUGGCGACUAAAAAAGCAACUCCGGAUGCGAAGGAGAUCUCGGAACAAGAGGUGACCCGUGGACCGUCUGAAAUGGAGCAGCGUUUGCUUGCUCUCUGGAUGUCCGUCCUCGGACUUGACAAUAUCACCGUUUCCGACAGCUUCCUUCGCCUCGGUGGAGACUCCCUGGAUGCCAUGAAGCUCGUUGCAGCUGCCCGCCGGCAGGAUAUUGUCCUCACAGUCAAGGAUAUAUUCGAGAAUCCAGUGCUGGCGGACAUGGCGCAAUUGGCAACCAAGCCCGAACCGACCGCUGCAUCCUAUGAUGCUAUCGAGCCUUUCUCCAUGAUGAAUGGCAACACGAACGCCUUGGUCGAGGAGGUGGCUGCAGCCUGCCAGAUUGACGCUGACGCGAUUGAAGACAUUUACCCCUGCGCUCCUCUGCAGGAGGGCCUCAUGGCUCUGUCAAACGUUGAACGAGGAGCGUACGUUGCUGAAUGCGUCAUUCCGGUUCCUGAUACCGAGAGAGCUGUAGCUGCUUGGAAGGCUCUCGUGGCCAUCACACCUGUACUGCGCACAAGGAUCACUCAGUUGGACCGAUGGGGAUCCGUACAAGUUGUCGUCAAGGAACAAGCAGAAAUCGCAACCGGGAACAACUUGGACGACUACCUCAGGGAAGCUCGACAAAUCCCGAUGUCGUCCGGCAACCGCCUUGUUCGCGCUGGUGUCGUGAUUCAAGGAACAUCCCAGCACCUUGUUUUGUUCACCCACCAUUCUGUUUUUGAUGGUUGGAGUUGGAAACUAAUUUUACAGCAACUUUACUCCCUAUACCAGGAUCAAACCGUGCCGCAGUCACCACCGUACAACAAAUUCAUCCAGUACCUCCAUCAAGGACUGCAUCCACAGGAGGCGGAGGAUUACUGGCGUUCCUACUUGGAAGGUGCAGAACGCACUGCCUUCCCACCCGUGUCGUCUUCCAUCGUCCCACAGCCCGAUUCCCACGAAACAAGACGCAUCAUCCUCGGGCGCAGCGGUGAGAACACAUCAAGCUCCAUGAUUCAAACUGCCUGGGCGCUGCUCGUCAGCCGUUACACCGACUCGAAAGACGUGGUUAUCGGCGUAACCCUCUCCGGAAGAACGGCCCCGGUCGACGGUAUCCAAGAUAUGAUCGGCCCCACCUUCGCCACAAUUCCGUUACGUUUUAUUUUGGAUGGUACCAUGACAGUUACUGAACUGGCCAAGAAUGCACAAGACGUCAGCAUCAAUCCAGUGCAGCACCUUGGACUGCAGCGAAUCCGCCAAGUCAGCGCCAGCGCCCAUGCAGCCUGCACUUUCAACAGCCUGUUGGUCGUGCAGCCUGCUAGCGCCGAGGAUGAGGAUAGCUCAGACAAUUUCUUUAUGAGUGAGAACGACGCCCAGCUGGUCUCUAGUUUCACCAACUACGGUUUCGUUCUGCUCUGCCAAAUGCUGCCCGACGGCAACAUCGACGCCAGCCUCGUUUUUGACUCUCAAUUCACCAGCAACAGACAAGCUCACCGUCUACUCGGACAAUUUGAACAUGUGCUCCAGCAGAUCGGCAACGGAGCUGCCCAAACAGUUCACGACGUCAACUACCUCAGCCCCGAAGACACGAAGGAGGUCUCCGAGUUCAACCGUGAGCUGGACCCUGUGCCUUACGCCGACCUCUGCAUGCAUGAUCUCGUCAAACACUAUGCACGUAUCCGACCUAACGCACCAGCCGUCUCCUCCUGGGAUGGCGACCUGACCUACGCCGAGCUGGAUGUGCUAGCGACCCAACUUGCAGGCCACCUAACCACAUCCAUGGGCAUCGGUCCCGGAAACACUGUGCCGCUCUGCUUCGAAAAGUCCAAGUGGACGCAAGUGGCCAUGUUGGGUGUGAUGAAAGCCGGUGCAGCCUUCUUACUCCUCGAUCCCGCGCACCCGCUCGCCCGCCUCGAGUCCAUCUGCCGCAAAGUCCACGCCACCACCGUCAUCGUGUCCACCGGCCUCGACGCGCUCCUCACCCACACCGUCCGUCACUGCCUCGUCCUAGACGAGAUGACCACUCUCACCGACCCCUGCCCCCCAGUCACCAUCACCCCCUCCGACGCCGCGUACGUCGUCACCACGAGCGGCACCUCCGGCGCCGCCAAAGCCUGCGUCAUCACCCACGGCGCCAUCGUCGCCGGCGCCCUCUCCUUCGCCGCGCGCGCCCACGUCAACGCCCGCACGCGCGCCAUGCAGUUCGCGUCCUACAGCUUCGACGCCUCCAUCAUCGAAACGCUCAUGAUCUGGGCCGCCGGCGGCUGCACAUGCGUCCUGUCCGAAACGCAGCGCAAGGACGAUCCCGCCGCCGCCAUCGCCGCGCGCCGCGCCAACUGGGCGCUCAUGACGCCCUCGCUCGCCGGCGUCCUCGACCCCGCUGCCGUCCCGUCGAUGGAGACGGUCGUGCUGGGCGGCGAGGCGGCGACGGCGGAGCUGCUGGCUACGUGGGGGGAGAAGGUUACACUGCUACAGGCGUACGGGCCGUGCGAGUGCACGCCCGUGGCUUGCUGCUCCAUGGCGCCUAUGGAUGUUGAAUCGAACCCGCGCAACAUCGGCCGCCCGCUGUCCGGCGUCCGCGCGUGGGUCGUCGAUCCGGAGACGCACGACAGGCUGGCGCCGGUGGGCGCCGUCGGCGAGCUGGUCCUCGAGGGGCCGACCGUCGGUCGUGGCUACGUCGAUGAUGCCGACAAGACGGCUGCUGCUUUCAUCGCUGCUCCGAAGUGGAGAGAGAGGUUUGCUGGCCGGACCGAUCAGCGCUUCUACAAGACGGGCGAUCUGGUAAGGUAUGCUGAGGACGGAAACGGGACGCUGGAGUUUGUUGGGCGCAAGGAUGCUCAGAUCAAGGUGCGUGGGCAGAGGAUCGAGCUCGCGGAGAUUGAGCAGAAUCUGAGGCGCUGUGUGGGGACGGUGGAGAAGAAGUGCGAUGUUGCGGUUGAGCUGGUGACGCCGGAGGGGGGAAAUGCAGCGUCUGCUUACUUGGCUGCGUUUGUCGCCCUUGGGGACCAAGAGAUGGAAGAUCAGGACAAACUCACAGCUGUCUUCGCUGAUGCAAAGGCCAAGCUUGGGGAAGCCCUCCCAUCAUACAUGGUCCCUCGCGUCUUCUUGCCGCUCCCACAACUUCCCCUGAGCGCCGCUGGCAAGGUCGACCGCAAAGCCCUUCGGCAAAUGGCAGCAGCGAUGAACCAGAAUCGCGAACUCGAAGCUCAAGCAAUCACCGGGAACGCGCCAACGACGGGGAUGGAACAGAUCCUGCAGUCCCUCUGGGCCAGGGUUCUGGACGUCCAAGUCGACGCCGUGCACACCGACGCCAACUUCAUCGAGCUGGGCGGAGAUUCGCUGUCAGCCAUGAAGCUCGCGGCAAAGGCCCGCCAGGCCGGCCUGUCUCUCUCCGUCGCCGACAUCAUGAGACGGCCCCGGUUCGCGGAAAUGGCCGCCAAGUGCGAGCCCUCGGCUGAGAUGGAGCCAACGACCGAGUACAAGCCUUUCUCUGCGUUCCCUGAAGGCGCGGACGUCGAUGCGUUCCUGCGAGAAACGCUCGCGGUGAGCCGAAACGAGGUCGAAGACGUCAUUGAAGCGACGUCGGUGCAGAAGGCCAUGACCGAGGCCGCAAUGUCUCCCCACCAGGGCACCGUCAACCACGUCUGGCUCCACUUCGCCGGGCCCAUCGACAAGCAGCGCGUCAGGGACGCCUGCUCCCGCGUCGUCGCCCACCACGGGAUCCUGCGAACCGUCUUCGUGCCGUUCAAGCAGCAUCUGAUGCAAGUCGUCUUCCGCUCCCAUGAGCCAGAGUGGGAGGAGCACACCACCGCCAAAGACAAAGACAUGGAAGAAGCAACCGCAUCUAUCAUCUCAGCCAGCCGCCAGCGCCCAGAACAAUACGGCAAGCACGGCCUGCGCUUCUCCUUCCUCAUCCACCGCCAGCUCAACGCCAGCCGCUUGAUCAUCCGCAUCCCGCACAGCCUCUACGACGGCAUCACCCUUCCCCUCAUCCUCGACGACCUGCGCGCCGCUUACGAGCAACGCGACCUCGCUCCUGUGCCAUCUUUCCCCAGCCACCUCCACGCCUGGCGCCACCGCCAAUCCACCAGCGGCGCCGAGGCUUUCUGGCGCUCCGAGCUGAAGGGCUCCCGCAUGACGCCCAUUAUCGCUACUGAUGCACGCCGGGACUCACACACUGCUGUCGACAACGCAGCCACGGCAACGACAACGACAACAGCCGUCAACGGCCACAUCACGCAACACAUCGCCCUCGGCGGUCCCGCUCCGCAGCAGAAGGCCACGACCAGGACCAAACACAGCUUCGAAACCCUCUUCCACACCGCCUGGGCCCUCGUCCUGCGCAGCGUGUCCGGCAACAACAACAACAACAACGACGUCGUCUUCGCCCGCGCCAUCGCCAACCGCGCCCUGCCCCUGUCGUCAGCCGCGUCCGUCUGCGGGCCGACGCUGAACACGGUGCCGGUGCGGGUCAAACUGGCGAAGUACGUCAACACUACUGCUGGUGGCGACGAGGAUGUAGCAGCAUCAGCAGCAUCAGCAGACGCCCUCCUCUCCGCCGUCGAAGACGCCCGCCUCGCCGCGCUGCCGUACGAGUGUCUGGAGACGGAUCGGCUGGUGAGGCGGUGCACGGAUUGGUGUGGUGGCGAUGGAGAAGUGUUGCCCAGGUUCGGAUCGCUAUUGUUGUGGAAUAAUAUCGCGGCGGCGAAGACGUUUGAUGAGGGGUGUUUGCCUGGUUGGGGUGAAGGCGCGGAGAAGGAGGAAGCAACCACGACAAAGUGCGAGCUCGGCUGGGCCGUCGCGCCGUGGGAUGCGGCGGACGUGCAGGUCACGGCGACGCCGGUGCCAGGAAACAGCAGCAGCGGUGGUGGGAGUUCAGGAGUAGGGGGCAUCAGGAUCGAUGUCUUGUUCGCGGAGGAGCGCGUACCGAGAGAUGUGGUGGGGCGUAUGGUGGAGAUGCUGUGUAGGAAUGUGGAGGAAUUGUGGAGGGGUGGCGAGGGAGUGUUGAAGGCGUUGCUGCUGGGGGAGGAAGGUGCGGUGCAGGAUGGGGGGGUGUUGCUGGGGCAGGAGCAGGAGAAGGGAGGAGGAGGAGGGUAUGAUUCGUCAUCGCUGGGCGACAUGUCGCCGGAUCACGCGCCGACGCCGGAGUCGUAUGAGAUCGUCUCGAGUGAAGGGUGGGGGGAGAUUUAG